Molecule: messenger RNA, 4899 nt
Organism: Rhineura floridana
Lineage: Eukaryota; Metazoa; Chordata; Lepidosauria; Squamata; Rhineuridae
Gene: SEMA5A
Product: semaphorin 5A
Exons: 22
Coding region: 574-3795 (1073 amino acids)
Biological process (GO): axon guidance; negative regulation of axon extension involved in axon guidance; positive regulation of cell migration
Molecular function (GO): chemorepellent activity; semaphorin receptor binding
Source: RefSeq, a predicted model, not a curated record
CUGGGCGAGUCCCCUGUGUGGUGGCGGAGCCCAGAGGGAGGAGAAAGAGGGGGCGCCGGCUCCAAUUUCACCCUCCUCGGCGAGGGCUGGAGGAGGAGCAGUAACCGUAGCUUCAGCUGGCCGCUCGCACAUGCAGAAGCUCCGGCGCCGCCUCCCCGCCGCCUCCAGCCGGGACCUGCAGGUCCUGCUGCCGGCGACCGCUCGCUCGCUCGCUGCUGCCUUUCACGUCCCGCCGAUUGCCGUCCUUCAGCUCUUGUCGGACAGAGCGCCUCUCGCUGCCUGCUCCCCUCCCUGGGGGCGCCGCCGUCUAGUUUCCGCGCUCCGCAGCAAUCCUUCCACCCCCGACCCUUUCUAGAGUCUCCGCCGGGCGCUUGAUGAGUGGGGAGGUCAGACAAGUGCUCCGUUUCUCCUCCUGGGACUGCCCUGGGGGAGCUCCCUGGCGCUGCCCUCGGACCUGCUCUUCGGAGACCUGCCGCCGCGGGCCCCGCUAUGGUGCUUCUGCUGUGGGCCUUUUCACAUCUGAAUACAAGAAGAGUUGCUGGCUAAGGGAGAUGUGACUGGCACCAGGAAGACAUGGCUAAUGUGCAGGAUGGCAUUCUGAUGGCGAUAUUGGUCACAGGUCUGGGGAUGUUCUACUUAGGAGCAGUGUCCACAGAGGAUUCCCAUUGUCAACAUGUAGAGCAUCCUAUCAUUACAAGUGAAGAAAUUGCUCCUUGGUUACAUGUAUUCAGAGCGGAAAAUGCUGUUGACUUCUCUCAGAUAACGUUUGAUCCAAGACAAAAAGAGGUUAUUGUUGGUGCAAGAAACUAUCUCUUCAGGCUACAUAGUGAGGAUCUUUCUCUCAUCCAGGGAGUAGAGUGGCGUUGUGAAGAAGCUACUAAAAAAGCUUGUUACAGUAAAGGCAAAUCAAAGGAAGAGUGCCAGAAUUAUAUUCGUGUUCUUCUCAUUGGUGGGGACAGGCUAUUUGCUUGUGGAACUAAUGCAUUUACACCCAUUUGCACUAAUCGGACGCUUAAUAACCUGGAAGAGACACAUGAUCAGAUCAGUGGCAUGGCUCGCUGUCCGUACAGCCCCCAGCACAACUCCACAGCUCUCCUGGCAAGCACUGGCGAGUUAUAUGCAGCAACAGUCAUGGACUUUCCAGGAAGGGAUCCUGCAAUUUAUCGCAGCCUGGGGAUGCUUCCUCCUCUCCGGACUGCACAGUACAACUCUAAAUGGCUUAAUGAACCAAAUUUUGUGUCUUCCUAUGACAUUGGAAACUUCAUCUAUUUCUUCUUCCGAGAGAAUGCAGUGGAAUAUGACUGUGGGAAAAUAGUCUUUUCACGGGCUGCCCGAGUUUGUAAAAAUGACAUUGGAGGCAGGUUCCUCCUAGAAGACACCUGGACCACCUUCAUGAAAGCUCGCUUGAACUGCUCCCGCCCUGGAGAAAUCCCUUUUUACUACAAUGAAUUACAGAGUACGUUCUUCCUGCCAGAACUGGACUUAAUCUACGGGAUCUUUACCACUAAUGUGAACAGCAUAGCAGUUUCAGCUGUUUGUGUAUUCAACAUGACUGCAAUAACUCAAGUCUUCAAUGGGCCAUUUAAGUAUCAAGAGAACUCUCGCUCUGCCUGGCUGCCUUAUCCCAACCCGAACCCUAAUUUUCAGUGUGGCACCAUGGACCAGGGUCUAUAUUUGAAUCUGACAGAGAGGAAUCUCCCAGAUGCCCAGAAAUUUAUUUUGAUGCAUGAAGUGAUUCAGCCUAUGACACCAGUUCCUUACUUCAUGGAGGACAAGAGCCGUUUUUCCCAUGUGGUAGUGGAUGUGGUGCAAGGCAAAGACAUGCUUUUCCACAUCAUCUAUUUGGCCACAGAUCAUGGGACUAUUAAGAAAGUACUUGCUCCAGUUAAUCAAACAUCAGGCAGCUGCUUGCUAGAAGAGAUCAACAUAUUCCCAAAGAAGCAGCGGGAGACCAUCAGGAGUCUGCAGAUUUUACACAGCCAAAGUGCUCUGUAUGUGGGCCUUCAGAGAAGUGUGGUGAAGAUCCCACUGAAGAGAUGUCUGUUUUACAAAACAUACAGCACGUGUGUUGGAUCCCAGGAUCCUUACUGUGGCUGGGACCUGGUGUUAAAGAAAUGCACACCACUGGAAGAAAGCCUGAGCAUGAGUCAGUGGGAGCAAAGCAUCUCCCUAUGUCCAAUGAGAAAUUUGACCAUGGAUGGCAAUUUUGGAGCCUGGUCAGAAUGGAAGUCUUGCUCACACAUAGAUGGCUCCAGCGUAGGCUUUUGCCUCUGCAGGACACGCUCAUGUGACAACCCAGUUCCAAAAUGUGGGGGGCGGCAAUGUGAAGGGCCAAGUAUGGAGGUUGCCAACUGCUCCAGAAAUGGAGGCUGGACUCCCUGGACAUCCUGGUCUCCUUGCAGCACCUCCUGUGGAAUAGGCUUUCAAGUCCGCCAACGUUCCUGCAGCAACCCAACCCCUCGGCAUGGAGGGCGUGUAUGUGUGGGGCAGAACCGCGAAGAAAGGUACUGUAACGAGCAUUUGCCAUGUUCUCCGCACAUGUUCUGGACUGGCUGGGGUGCAUGGGAGCGCUGUACGGCCCAGUGUGGAGGAGGGAUUCAGGCCCGUCACAGAGUUUGUGAGAAUGGCCCCGACUGUCCUGGCUGCAGCGUUGAGUAUCAAGCUUGCAGCACCAGCCCCUGCCCAGAGUUGAAGAAGACAACUCCUUGGACCCCAUGGACCCCAGUGAAUAUCUCUGACAAUGGUGGACACUAUGAACAACGGUUCCGAUAUACUUGCAAGGCACGGCUGCCGGAUGCAAGUUUGUUAGAUGUGGGAAGGCAGAGGAUUGAAAUGCGUUACUGUUCUAGUGAUGGUACCACUGGAUGCUCAACUGAUGGUGAAUUCAUGCAUUCUGGGCACUACUCUGCUCAUACAAUUAAUGGUGCCUGGUCCUCCUGGUCUCCCUGGUCUCAGUGUAGCCGUGAUUGCAGCAGAGGAAUUCGGAACCGCAAACGUAUUUGCAACAACCCUGAGCCAAAGUAUGGGGGGCUGCCAUGUCUGGGACCAUCCCUGGAAUACCAAGAAUGCAACAUUCUCCCUUGCCCAGUCGAUGGAGGUUGGUCUUGUUGGUCAUCAUGGUCUAAGUGCUCCACUACUUGUGGAGGUGGGCAUUAUAUGAGGACCCGCUCAUGCGCAAGCCCAGCACCAGCUUAUGGAGGUGAUAUUUGUCUAGGACUCCACACUGAAGAAGCACUCUGCAAUACACAGCAAUGCCCAGAUAGCUGGUCUGACUGGUCAGCGUGGUCUGUCUGCGAUUCAUCUGGAAUCCGGUUUCGCACCCGCCAGUGUAAUGUUUUAUUUCCUGUGGGUCACCAGUGUUCUGGAAAUACCACGGAGAGCCAGCCAUGUUUUCCUGAUUCCAAUUUCAUACCAGAUGUAACAGUAGCAAGAACCGGCAGCAUGAAAGAAAAGCGAUGUGGCGAGUUUAACAUGUUCCACAUGACUGCCGUGGGGCUGAGCAGCUCCAUUCUAGGAUGCCUUCUCACUCUUCUGGUUUACACUUACUGCCAACGGUAUCAGCAGCAGUCCCAUGAUGCAACUGUCAUCCAUCCAGUGUCACCUGCCCUUCUAAAUACCCACAUCACUAACCACAUCAACAAGCUGGACAAGUAUGAUUCUGUAGAAGCCAUUAAGGCUUUUAACAAAAAUAACCUGAUACUAGAAGAGCAAAACAAGUACUUUAAUCCACAUCACACUACAAAGGCAUAUUCCAAUGCCUAUUUUACAGAUCUGAACCACUAUGAUGAAUAUUAAAAGGGUGUCUAUAACUGAUAUGUGUCCCCAAGGACUGAAUCCUCAGAGCACACUUCAACUUAUCAAUGUCAUGUUGCUGCGAACACCAAAACACUGACGUGUGGGUAAAAGGUUCCCUUUCCAAAAUGUUUUAUUUCAGUACAAUAUUUGUACUGUAUAACUAUAUCAGGACCUGUCGAAAGGACAUGGAUUAUUUUGUCAAGGCCAAUCCAAUUUGGUAAAUAUGCUGCCACUCUACUACUUCCUAGUUUCAGCUUCUCAAAAGUGUUUUGAGAAUGGCUAGAGAGCGACUGAGGGGAAAAAAGACUUUUCUGCAAGUGGGAGGCCUCCUUGCUGCACCACUGCAGUAUGGUAGAUUAUUGAAUGAAAUUAUCCUGAUUUGUUUGGCAGCAAGCCAUUUCCAGUGUCCAUGUGAGGGCUGGUGGUGCCUUCUUUGCUGGAUACUUGGGACUCCUGAAAUUGUUUUGGUCCUUGAAGAAACUGAGAGUAGAUUAUGGCGAGACUACAAGCUACCUCUGGCACAAGGGAAGCUGGGCCAAACAGGUGCUACAGAAACAGAGUCAUUAAAUGAUAGAAUUUACCAAGAAAUAUGCAUGGGUUUUUUUCUGUUUCAAACUGCUGGGAUGCACCUGUGGAAUGGAAGCUGGGGAAGGCUUGCUGAAUUAUUUCUGCAUGUUAUUGCUGCACUUUCAGAACCAAGCAUCUACUUCUGCAUUAUGUGAUGGCCCUCCCAAUGUAUCUGCACAGAGUCCACCUGGAUUGUUCAUUAGGACAUUCAUAAACCUUCCGGAGCACACAGAUGGCCCAUGGACCUGCUUGCAGGUCCGUCAUGUCCUUUGCCCUUCAUUUCUUAGGAGCAGAUGGAAAGCACAAACGCUUCUCUUUUUAAUGUUUUAUUUAAUUCAUCUUGUUAAAAACAACAUAAAGUGUAUUAAGCAAAGCAUUGAUGUAAUAGUUUUGAUGCGCUAAGUGAGCUUUCCCAUCAUGCCCUACUUAUGUAAAUAGCGGAAGUGCUUAACUGCGAAUAAAGCUGACACAAACUGGAAGAAAGACAUCAUGGUCCAAAUUCUGUAUCAGUUCACUGCCCUGGUGGUGUUGCUUGUU